Pieris macdunnoughi is the source of this 1290-nucleotide messenger RNA. The record is from the annotation of a GenBank genome assembly. NCBI's taxonomy places the organism in Eukaryota, Metazoa, Arthropoda, Insecta, Lepidoptera, Pieridae.
AUGUUGCUACCGUUAAAAAUUGUGGGAUGUUGGGAAUGGUAUCCACACGCCGUAAAUAAACAAAUUUACGUAAACAAUAUUUAUAUCUGCAUGGUUUUAUUCAUUUUGACCAAUCUACCUUUAUCAUUAGUUGUACAUUUGUACACGGAAUGGACGGAUGUUAUGUCAAAUUUGGACAAAAUGGCGGACGGUUUGCCACUUUUUGUAUCUAUGGCGAUUGUAGCGUAUUUUGCAAUUCAUAAAAAAGAGUUGUAUGAAUUAAUCGAGUUUAUGAACGUUAAUUUUAAAUGGCAUUCAGCGAAUGGACUUACCAAUAUGACGAUGGAAGGAAGCUACAAAACUGCCAGGAAUUUCGCUUAUUUAUACACAGCUUGCACUUUUUUUAGUGUUGCCAUGUAUGUUGUGUUACCGGUGAUUGGUUAUUUACUCUUCAGUCAUCCACUCCAUCCAUGGAUAUAUAAGGACGUCGAAGGUGGUCUGUUUAUAUUUUUCGUAUUUUUACGACAAUGUGUAGCUCAAGGAUUUGUGGCUUUAGCUAUGGGGCAGUUAGGUGUAUUUUUUGCAUGCAAUGCCAUUCUUCUCUGUGGCCAGUUGGACUUACUCUGCUGUUCCUUGCGUAAUGUCCGGUACACGGCUCUGCUCCAAAACAAUGUGGCUCACGAAGCUUUAAAACUUCAGGGCUAUAGCAUUCUAGAGGAUGAACAGCAUAACUAUAUGUACAAUAUUUCGACAGAGACGGAAUCCAGCCAUUAUGAUGUUGAGGUUAUUUCCCAUUUUAAGCAUCCUCAAAUUAACUUAGAUCAUGUCACGUCACACAGUAAACAAUAUGAUGAUGGAACUGCUCGUGCGAUACUAGAGUGCGCACGCGUCUGUCAAGUCGUGAAAGAAUAUCAAGGCAGAUUUGAGACAUUUUUGUCGCCGCUACUUGCGUUGCGCGUUGUACAAGUUACUCUAUAUCUAUGUACUCUUUUGUAUGCGGCUACAUUGAAAUUCGAUAUGGUCACUGUGGAAUAUCUCGGUGCUGUUGCCCUGGACAUAUUUGUCUAUUGCUAUUUUGGAAAUCAGAUUAUUUUACAGGCAGAUCGCGUAUCAACAGCGGCCUAUCAAAGUGCCUGGACAACCAUGGGUGUGGCCCCACGGCGUCUCUUAUUAAACAUGCUGCUUGCUAAUAGAAGACCAGUCAUAAUGCGUGCUGGCAGAUUCCUUCCUAUGAAUUUGCAUACAUUCGUUUUGAUAAUCAAGACAUCAUUUUCAUACUACACACUAUUGGUGAACAUGAAUGAAUCAUAA